AUGAAUUUAGAAUUAGUAACUUCUUUAUUACCUAAUCAACAACAAACUGGUUUUUCUGUUUGUCCACGGUGUGGCAAAGAUAAAAGUAAUUUUUUGUUGUUAAAAAAAAGAACAAAAUGUGCUUGUUGUCAUCGUUUUCUUUGUAGUGAAUGUCUUUAUUCUGUAGAAAGUACUACUAAGAAAGAAAUUCGAUUAUGUUUUGCGUGUUAUUAUCCAUACCAAACAAAUAAAGGAAAAAUAUCACAAUUAAAACCACAUAUUCCUUGUUUACCAAAGAUAGUUCAACCAUUUUUAAGUGAUGAACCAAUGACAAGACAAGUUGCCUUUAAAGAGUUUUCAAAAUUAUGGAACAACAAUGGUGUUGAUUAUGAAUUUAUUGUUAAGAGUGGGUUAAUACCAUAUAUGAUUAAACCAUUACAAGAUUUAAAUUCAUCAUUACUUCUAUCAGAAAUUAUAAAGGAGGGAUUAAAAAGAAAUAUUGAACUAAAAACGUUUUUUGAUAAAGAUGGAUUUAGUUAUUUAUUUAAAGCAAUUAAUUAUCUUGAUUCAAUAGAAUUUUUAAGUAAUGCAACAUUUAUUAUAAGUGAAAUUAUGAUGAGUUGUUUAAAAAAUUAUUUAUUUAAACCACAUGAAACAAUUAAAGAAAUGAAAGACGCUUUAAAGAUGGUUAAAAAUGAAUAUGAAGAAAAUUAUUGUGUAUUUUGGUGUGAACGUGAAAAUACACUUGGAAAAUAUGUUAGUAUGUUACAACAUGAUUUUAUUAAUGAGACAAAUCUACUUGGAAUUUGUAAAUUAUAUCAAAAAGGUAAUGAAGAUGAAAAAGAAGUUCUUUUACUUUCAUUUUCAAUAUUUAAACAAACAUUUAAAACAAGAUCAUUUGAUGUUACUAAAGAUUGUCUUCAAGAAGUGAUGAAAUGUUUUGAUUGUAUUAGUUGUAUGAUUGUAUUACCAUUAUUAUUAGAAAUGAUAACAACUCAAUCAUUAAUGGAGAUUGCUAUUAAUUUAAGUCUUAUUGAAAAGAUUACUAAUGUACUCAAAUUUGUUCAAACAGAAGAAUUUGCAGAUAUUGUUGAUGUAGUAUUAGCACGAAUAAGUGACAACGAUAAAUUUUAUAAUCACUUAUUGAGUAAUUUAGAUUUAUUUUCUGAACUUCUUAAAUGUGAAAAAGGUAAUGAAACUGUUUCAGUUAAAUUAAUUGAAUCAAUACUGACUUAUAAAGGGGUAGAUGGUAAAACAACAACUGAAUUAAUAUUAACAGAGCAUAUUGAUUUAGUAGAGCUAAUGCUUAAUUCUGGGAGUAGGGAAAAAAGAGAUCAAGGUGUUAUUGUUUUAGAUUAUUUAAUUCAAAUACAUGGAACUGAAGCAUUUGAAAUUUUAGAAGCACGUGGUAUUUUGAAUACAAUAUUAGAAUUAUGUAGAUUAAAUAAUUGUCAAGAGUUAUUAUUAUAUAUAGCAUUGACUCAUAUUUAUUUUCAUUCAGAAAUUAAAGAAUUAUUUGUUCAAUUUUUAAUAGACAAUGACUUUAUUUGUUUUUUAUGUAUUGCUAUUGAAAAUAAACAAAAUAUUCAUCAGUCUCUUCCUUUUUUCGUUCAAUUAGCAAGUAAUAAAAGAAUUCAACAAGAUAUUUUUGAAAGGCAUUGUGGUAAUUUCAACAGAUUAAUGGUAUUAUUUAAUGAAGAUAAUUUAUCUGAUUUCCUUACAUUCCAAUUAUUAACAGCACUAACAAAUAAUUCACGUUACGCUAUUAUUCUUAUUAGAAAUAUUCUAAAUCAAGAAGGAUUGUUAUCUCAAAUAAUGCAAUUUCAUCAUGCAAAAGUACCAUUAGAAUAUGUAUUUCCAUUUAUUAAAAAUCUCUUCCAAACUCAUUGCAAAGAUCAAGUAUUUCUCAGUUGUGCAUUGUCAUCUUUUAUUUCAUUUAUUAAAUAUUUCCCAACUAUUAAUGAAUCAGCUCUAGUACCAUUUAUUGAAUUAUGUGGAGCAAUAUGUAAUCACUCUAGAUAUCUUAGAGAUCGUUUUGUUUCAACUGCUUAUGGAAGUGAAACUUUGUUUCAGACAAUAAUGAAAAUGUUAGCUUCGAAUAAUUUUAAUAUCAAAGUAGCAGUAAUGAAACUUGCUAUUUCAUUUAUUGAAAAUGGUCAUGAUUAUUCUGUAUUAAUUAAAUCAAAUCCAAGUUUAUUUAUUGAAUUAUUUAAAGGAAUUGAAAAUCUUCCUGACCAACAAUUUACAGCCAUUUCAUUUGAUUUUGUUAGGACUUGUCUUCUUCAUAAACGAGAAAUAGAAUCCUUUAAGAGAUCUCGUAUUUUUGUAAUACUACUAAUGGUUUUUAAUCCUAAUUCUUUACCAACUAUAUCCAAUGAAUUACUUAAAAGUUCACUUGAACUUCUUAUAACAAUUUUUGAAAUUGGUAUUAGUUCUAUUGAUUACAGUGGAAUUGUUCCUCGAUUAUUUUAUUAUCUUGGAAAUGUUCGAUUUAAUGGGAUAACAAAUACAACAAUAUUAUAUUUAAUUAGAACAUUAAUUUUUUUAAAUAGUCCAUUAAUAAAAGCAGUAGAUAAGACUAAUGUUAUUUCAGUUUUAUGUAAUUUAAUUGAUGACAAAGAUUGUAGUGAUUAUGCCACUGAAUUAAUGAAGGUUUUGAUGAAAGAAAAAGAAUUAUUUAUUGAGUCGUUAAAUGUUGAAAUCUUUCAACAAUUAUUACAAAAGUCUUUUAUCAAUGAAUUAGUCUAUUCAUUGGUUAUAGAUCAGAUAAACACUAAUGAAACAAUUAAACCUACAUUAUUAAAACUGUUAUCAAAUACUAUCAUUGAAGACAUACUUUUCUUAACAGAAACAAAGAAUAUACCAAAAGUAUUACAACUUGUAAAUUGGAUUCCAUUGUUAUCUACAAUAAACUUAACACAAUUCAUUAAGAGUUGUAUUCAUUAUUUGCCAAAUCUUAAUACAAAAGACAUUAAUAACUUUAUUAGUUUCCUUCAAAAAUUAAAGCCACAAGAAUUAGAAUCACUCACAUUAAAUGUUUCAUUCAAUACAUUUUUAUUACAAAUAUUACAAUACUCAGAUGAUUGUAUAUUACAAUACUUUGAAUUAAUUAAACAAUCAGCUCAAUGUAUUGACUUUAUUUAUUCAUUAAUUCCUUCUUUUGAAGGUAUUAUUCAAUUUAUUCUUCAAAAAUGUUCAUAUUUUGAAGUAAUUAUUCCAUUUCUCUUAUUUGCUGAUUGUAGAUUAAUUGUUACAUCAAAUACUUUUCUUCUUAAUAUUCUUUUUGAACAUAUUAAAGAUAAUACAAGUUGUUGUGUUAUUUUAAAUCAUUUGUUAAUUGAUCAAACGUUCAUUCCGAUGAUGAUAUUAUCUGUUGAUAUUCGUUCAUUAAUUAAUUCAAAAGACAAAACAGUACAAGAGGAAAUAUUGAAUAUAUUGUUUGAAGGAAGUAAACAUGAUGGUAUGUAUUUGACAAUUGAUUUUAUUGAAGAUAUGAGAAUUUUCAUUAAUUCAGAUAUAUCACUAUAUCGUAUUUAUCUUCACAUUCUUCAGCAUCAUCUUCAGCAUCAAAAUAUUACAUUAAUUUUAACAAAAGAAGUUAUUAUAAAUAUUCUAGAAAGGGGAUUAAAAGAAAGGGAUGAUGAAAUAAUGAAUUCUAUUGUUAGUCUUUGUCAAAACCAACAAAUAUCUGAUUAUUUAGGAAUAAACGAAGCAAGAGAAAUUAUCUCCUUAAUAUCGAAAAAAAGAACAGAAAAUUUGUCUGAGAAUUAUUUAUCUUCACUUUUAACACUCUUUUCAAUUAUAUCAAACAAAUUGUCAAAUCAAGAGAUUAUUGAUUUAAUUCAUAAAUAUAAUAAAAAUACAGUUAUUUUAUUAAAAUCAAAAUCAGCAUUUAUUUUACAACCACUACUAUCAAUUAUUCUUAUGACUCCAGAAGAGUUUAUUUCACAAACAAAGAAACAGUACAUUGAAAAUAUUGUAGAAGUAUGUAAAGAAAAUCCAACAAAUAACAUACUACGCAUAAAUGUAGUUAAAUACCUUUCUUUACUUAUAAAUUCUGAUGAUAAAGUAGAUGUUAUAAAAGAAGUGAAACAGACAAUUGGGUUUAACCAUUUAAUAACUAUAGAAACGAAAGAACAGAUAGAAAGAAUUGUACAAAAGAUAGACCAAAACUAA
Messenger RNA from Entamoeba histolytica HM-1:IMSS, 4155 nucleotides. RefSeq lists its product as uncharacterized. NCBI's taxonomy places the organism in Eukaryota, Evosea, Mastigamoebida, Endamoebidae. The record is from RefSeq and is a predicted model, not a curated record. The coding region runs from base 1 to 4155 and encodes 1384 amino acids. The transcript has 2 exons.